UACCAUCUCAACAAUAAAACAAAUAGAGACCUUCUUAAGCAUACACAAGCUGACAACGCAGAGAAAAGCCCUACAGUUUUGUUCCCCAGCGAUGAUAUGAUAUGCUGUGCUAACAGUAAAAAUAUAUGCUAAUGAAUGAUAUUGUCUUAAAAUAUAAGAUGACUUGUUUAACUAAUGUAAACGUCAAAAACUAUGGUCAACGUGAAGCUAACUACUCACUCCUCUGGACACCAUCCAUAGCUGGAGACAUGUCACUCAAGAGGGAAAUCCGUAAUGCGCAUGCGUCAGUCAUAUAGAUCUGUUAUUGUCACGUGACAGCUGACGCAAUGCCACUACUUUGGCUGAGUAGUUAAGGUAACGCUGGCUACUAGAAAUUAUAAAAUAUUUAGAAACACAUUCUGCUGACGUGUAGAGGAAAUUAAUACACACCUAAAUUGAUUUCUUCUCUGAGCGUCGAAUCAUUUGAAGCGGACUUGGUGUACAAGCUCGAAACCAUCCAAAAGCGCUAAUGUUAAUACUAGCAUUAGCAUUAGCAUAAGCACCUCGGAAGGAGGAAAAUCCCGUGAGAGCUUCCGGACAACGGACUGAACUCACAUCUUCAGUUUUCAGUAUGCGGAACCGACAAAGGGGAUCCCAUCUGGGCUUGAUGCUUCUCGCCUCCCAGGUGUUUCAGAUGGGCCUGGACAACAUCCCCCCAGUCACUCUGGCUGUCCUGGGACUCAAUGUGUACCUUUACCUGUUCCCCGCAGCUCCACUGAUGCAGACCUGUGUGAGUGUUCAGCAGGCCUACUGGUUCAAAGACUGGCGCCGCCUUCUGCUCUCCCCGCUACACCAUGCGGAUGAUUGGCACCUCUACUUCAACAUGCUCUCCUUCCUCUGGAAGGGCACCAAGCUGGAGCGACGGCUGGGUGGCCCAUGGUUCCUCUACCUGCUGUCAGUCUUCUCUCUGAUCACCGGACUGGUCUAUUUGGCGUUGGAGGCCUUGUUGACGGAGCUCACCCAGGACCAAUCCUACAGCAUGGCCUGUGCUGUCGGCUUCUCAGGUGUCCUGUUUGCUCUGAAGGUGGUCAGUAACCAUUACCAUCCUGGAGGUGUGACCUAUGUGAUGGGUUUCCCCGUGUCUAAUAGCUAUGUCAGCUGGGUAGAGCUUGUGCUGAUCCACAUAACAUCACCUGGGACCUCUUUUGUCGGUCACCUGGCGGGUAUCCUGGUGGGUCUGCUAUAUACUGCUGGACCGCUGAAGGCUGUCAUGAAGACAUGUGCAGGGUUUGUAACAUUAAAUGGAUAUAGCUCCCGGGCCAACGCAUACUACCACUCUACAGGCACUACAGGCUACAGCAGCGCGGGUGGAGGAUACUCGGGAUACCGUCAGUCUCCACCAGAUUACACAACGACUCGUGCAGCAUCUUAUGCAGGCGGACUGACGGAAGAGGAGCAGAUCGAGGCGGCCAUCAGAAACAGCUUGCAUGACAGAGGACAAAGCAGCCAGAGAGGUGCUCCCCCUCCUUAUGGUUUCCGCCCCUUUGAGGAGGCGACAGCUGAGGACGUCAGGUUGAGGAGACUCAGGCGAUUCGACAACUGAGCGGCCAGGCCAGCGGAGAAAGGAGAAGAAGGAAAAGAAGAAGCUGUAGGUGCCGAGAGACGAGCUCCCUCCUGAGGUCUGACUUUGCUUCACACAGGCAUGACAAGGUCCAACCAACAGACAAAAACUUUGAACAGCUUUUUUUAUUGUGUGGCCUCUUUUGCCUCUUCACCGGGAGUAAAUGUUUGCUUUUGAACUUGAAUGUGAACAACGAAAGAUUUUAACGGCGUAUGUGGGGGAAUUAAAAAGCAAGUUAAAGGGAACUUCAGUUUUUCUAUUGUUACAACUGCUUGAACUUGUGAGACAGAUACACAACAUAAUAUCACAUUUGUACUUCUUUUACUUCAUCCAACCGCACCCUGGUGAAUCAAAUCUGGUGUCACGCAUGUAUCUAGAGUAAACAGUGCUGCUCCUGGUCGCUGUUUCUGAGCUGCAACAAUCCGCGCUCACCUGUUAUAAGCAAUGUCAAUGUCCCAGUGUUUUAUUUCACCAAAACAUGCGUGGUAUUACUGUUGUUACUCAUGGCUCAGAACAUUGGUUUUUAGGACUAAGCUUCAUGAAAUCUCCUUUUUGUAGCAGCUGCAUCACAUUUCUACUUUGAGCAAAAGCUUUCAGCGAAAAGCGACGUCGCUGGCUCCGUUCCCCCUAAAGCCCUGAGGCAUGAUGGGAAAUAGGAUGACUUAAAUUAGAGACCCAAAGAGCCGUCAACCGCCACGGGCCCUAAAAGCCGUGUAGCGGUGCCAAACCUGUACGCCACGGUGUCGACUCAAAAAGAGUCUCGAAACACCCGGAACCCCCAGUGAGUUUGUGCAGCCCGACCCCACCGUGCCCAACGGGUUCAUUUGACAGUGGGCACAUUCCUUUUCCUUUUUUUGCACACUGCCAAAGGGGAGCGUCGGGCCCCAGUGGAGGAUGAAGGGGGGGCGGAUGGGGGGCGGUGACACACAGCGCACAGCAGGUGCCGCCCCACUGUUUUUGUGGGGGGGCAGGGGGGGGCUGUCCUAAUACCGGGCAAAACAGUGAUUUGUAUGUAUUUUAUACGCCGUUCCAAAGAUAUACUUACAGUAUUUACAUUUUUGUUACGCUUUAUAAAGACUGGGGAUAUUGUGUGUUGAUCUAUUUUUUUACUUGUUGAUGAUCAUCGUCAUGUCUACAUUACACUAAAGGAAGUUGGAACAAUACAGACCUGUGUCAUGUUUCUUAUUUAACAUAUGAUAGUUAUUAAUUACUUAAGUACUUAUGUUAAUACUUUAUACUCACUCAACUAUGUAUAUUAAUGGUUACUCCCACUACUUAAGAAACAACUACACUGCAGUUUAUGGCCAGUAUUCCUACUUUUGGCUAAAGGGAACAGAACAUUUUACAGCAUGAUUUAAAAUUUUAAACAUGGUUCUAAGUGAUUUAUAUUUUAGAAGCUAAGACUUCUGACUGGA
Messenger RNA from Pungitius pungitius (ninespine stickleback), 3015 nucleotides. RefSeq names its product rhomboid domain containing 1 (gene rhbdd1). The coding region runs from base 611 to 1582 and encodes 323 amino acids. Gene Ontology annotation, cellular component: membrane. NCBI's taxonomy places the organism in Eukaryota, Metazoa, Chordata, Actinopteri, Perciformes, Gasterosteidae. The record is from RefSeq and is a predicted model, not a curated record. Gene Ontology annotation, molecular function: serine-type endopeptidase activity. The transcript is spliced from 8 exons.